Messenger RNA from Anopheles nili, 17572 nucleotides. It is a transcript of the gene Bruce, whose product is annotated as baculoviral IAP repeat-containing protein 6. Gene Ontology annotation, biological process: regulation of cytokinesis; negative regulation of apoptotic process; apoptotic process. The transcript is spliced from 22 exons. Gene Ontology annotation, molecular function: ubiquitin conjugating enzyme activity; cysteine-type endopeptidase inhibitor activity. The record is from RefSeq and is a predicted model, not a curated record. NCBI's taxonomy places the organism in Eukaryota, Metazoa, Arthropoda, Insecta, Diptera, Culicidae. Gene Ontology annotation, cellular component: nucleus.
ACCAGUAUGGCCAGCAACGACGAUCAAUGGUUGAAGGAAGAUGGUUAUUUGAAUGUGGAUGUCGAAUCACAUUCUAUCGUUUACCAUCCUAAUCUAAACACGAUUCUGGUUAUAGCGAAAAAUGGCGACGUAAAAAUUCUGGAUGUAAAUUCUGGUGUCAUACUGCAAAGCUACAGAAUUUCGGAUAUAAACACGGUGCGAUGCCGGUACUUACCGCAGCAGGAUAAGAUACUUAUUUGGGAUAAGCGAAACAUUAGCAUGCGUGGUGACUACAAUGGCGUGCUGUUGUUGGAUACAAUUUUGCAGGCUCCGGUUGUAUUAACUGACGACCGAGUGCGUCUUGAGCUGUUGCUAUCGGAGGCGUUACUUUUCCUGCAGUGCCUUCAAAACCUCGAACAACAUGGUCUGGAAAAUAUGAGCGAUGUUACUAACGAACUAACGCAAAAGAUCAAUGAAGCCCAAUCGCACUCGAAACGUGGCAUCAAAGCGCAAAAGUGGGAGACAGUAUGUUUGGAACUGCCGCAUUCAUCGCUACGCAUGGUCGCUAGUGGCGUGGUGAUGCAGUUAAGGCGUUUAGACCAACACAUUCCUGCUAUGGCAAUUGCAUCCGCCAUCAACGAGCGAUUAACGGAUUUGUUAAAGGGAGCCCGGGCCACUAAAUAUGCUAACAACGCGCAACGGUUCCAGAUGUACUCGGAGGCAGCUCGUCGACAAACUUUCGAAGCAUGGCCUCACAUGGACUACAAGUGGGUCCUUCCUGAUCAGAUGGCGCAGGCAGGCUUCUAUCAUCAACCGGGUGAGAAUGGAAAUAAGGAUCGCGCCAUGUGCUUCACUUGUUCCGUAUGUCUGGUAUGCUGGGAAAAAACGGACGAACCAUGGAGCGAACACGAGCGCCAUUCUCCAGAGUGUCCGUUUGUGAAGGGAGAAUUCACGCAGAAUGUGCCACUUUCGGUAACUUACGCUACUAGCCCAGCCGUGGCAACAGAGGGUUUUGAUUUAAUAUCAGCAGGCGAUCGCGGAGUGGUCUUUUGCACCGGAGACCUUACGGGAGACGUGACGGUGUGGAACGUCGAGCGACAGCUGACAAAGGUGCAUGACUUUCAGGUGAAGCUGCACCCUGAUAUCCUGACAACGACUACCAUUAGUCCUAUGGCGAUUGUCAACUCCAUUGAGCUUAGCGCACUAGCCGCGUAUUUUGUUCGAUCGCCAGUUGGCAGUGGAAUAUCGCAACGACGUGCUUCACUUUCUCUGAGACCGAAGAUGCUUGGCACGAAGAUUGUUGCAGCUGUUAGAGUUAAUAGCACGGAACCAUUCGAUCCUGACGUUUACGACGGCGAUGCUGAUAAAGAAGAAAUCGGUACAUUGGAACGGGACAAUGAUUAUCGGGAUCCAGAAACGACACUACUUCUAAUUGUGUACAACAUAGAAGAUCCUAUCACAGAAGAAAUAGUGUCUGGCUCGCUAACAACGGUUGUCCCUAAACCGCCCGUUUCUGCCACUUUUCCCGUCGCUGGAGGAGGUAGUAUGGGAGCUAAUAGUAAUGUCAAGAAGCCCAAUCUUUUCACCAUUCUUGAAGGUGCGGAGGAUGAAGCUACAAAGCUGUUGGCAGAGCGAACAAGUAUAAUGAUGGAGGAAAUAACACAAACGACGCAGACAUCUGCACAAAAUACGACGAAGACGAAAAUGAAAAUCUUGCCGGAUAUAUGCGAGAGUGAUAGUUGUAGCAUAGCUACGCUAGUCUCUUCAGAUGCAUCACUUUCUACGCUACCCUCCACUUCGAUGAACAUAGUAACAGAUGCUCUUGUUACUGGCAUUGGUGGGCUUGAAUGUGCCGAAGAUGGAUCUGGUGAUACGCCAAGUGCCAGCGGUGCCGACGGUGGUAGCGGUAGCGGUAUUGGCGUAGGAGAUGAUCUCACUUCAAACGAAACCAACAUUUGUUGCAUUCCGCUUCAGUACAUCGAACUGCCGCCAAUAUUUGUGGACUCAUUCGAUCGAUAUGACAUUUCCGAUGUCGUUCCAUCGAGUGACAAUCGGUAUUUGCUAGUUGUGGUAAAGUACAAUCGAUGCAAAUUUGUUUGGAAGCAAACAGAUUCGUUUGAGAGCAUGGAAAUAACCGAAUCCAACCCGCGUUGGCAUGCCAUAUUGUACCUGUAUUUUUUAAAUGAAGAUGGACUGGUGCGCUUAGAUGAUCCAUUAACAUCGUGUUUGGAACAGGAUCAAGUUCCGCUGGAAAUAACAAUGCUUCCGAAAUGUGACGGUACUGGGCGACAUUUCGGAGGUCCUGAGACGGAACAGGGUAUAUUUGUAAUGACCUGUGCGGAUGGGAAAUUGCGCAUUGUUUCGCUUGAAACUCUCGCGAUCCUUUCGGAAGCAUCAGUUAAGGAUGAUCGAUUUGUUUCUGCCACCUACUGCAAAAGCCUGGAGCGGCUUUGCGGAUGCACGUAUAAGGGAUGUCUUCAUUUUUAUUCAUUCUACGAUCUGGAUGCUGACUCAAGUGAUGAACGUGACGAUGAGAUUGUUGUUCCGAACUCAUCGUCGAUGGGAGUCGUUUCUGGCGACCCAUAUGGUUCAACUGGGGUAGGUCCGAUGAAUGUGUACAACUAUGAUACGAGUUUGUCAUCAGUCCCAGCCGGCACGUCGAACAAUUCCGACAGUCGUUGCCCGAUCGGAUCUGACCAGGAGUUGCAGCAACAGCAUCUUCAGCAGGAUCAACGGCAACAACAAAAGCCCCAGCAGCAACAUCAGCAGCACUAUAAUCCCGAUGGCGUUGGUCUCGAAUGGUUGUUUGCUUUUCGUAGGGAUGUCGACGACGUGGAUAACCUGAGAGUACUACAUUCGUUGACGCUAUAUAGUGAAUUGUUAACACCAUAUUCUGCUGAGGUACCCGCUUGCUGGAACGAGUUGGAACAAGCCCAAAAGCAAAGAAGAAAUCCGCAACAUUUACGUCCUGGAGAUGAUACGCACCUUACAAAAACGUGGCGACUGCACAACGAUGCCUCCACCUGGGAUGAACAUUUGAUCGAACUCAAUCUACCAAAAUGUACAUCGCUUGGUCACAUUGAUUUUAAAUUUUCCCUUUACCAACCAUGCGCCAACUCGCCUGCCAUCCAAGUUACACUGUUAAAGCAAAAGUCGAUGGGACUUUGUACGCGCCGUAAAACUCAAUCCAUCAAUCGGGUUGAUGAAUCGAUAAAUUUUAACAUUGGUGCGGGUGAGAACAAAAAUUUCGUCGAGAAUCCUGUGCUGAGUGAAGAGUAUUUGCAGGCCAGAAAUGCAGAAAUUAUGGUCGGCCCUAUUGAACUGGCGGCAUGUAUGGAUUUAAGUGAGCAGGGAGGAUGCGUAACGUUGACAAGUCCUAAGUUACUCAAGUCCAAAGGCCGAAAUUAUCUGUUGCACAUCAAGACCAUGACAGAUCUUUCAAAAGAUGGGCAAACAAAAACCAGAGUACCGGUCCGGAAGAAGGGCAUUACGAGCAUACUGUUGACGUCGUUGUCAAAUGUAUCUGUACCACCGAAUGCACCUACCGGUUCUGUACAGGUCGGUAAGGAUGGCACGUUGACAAUUUUUCCCGUUCCUUCUCCGGCUGCAACUAUCAAGACACAAACAAAAGAUUUCUACAUAGGAUGCGAUUGGUUGAACGAAAUUUCCAUUACUAUUCGAGCGACUCAGCCUCUUCAAAAAGUAGAACAUGAACGUGCUCAACGACUUGCCAUGCUUGACUCCAAUAUGCUGUUAGAAAAUUUAUUAAACCUUCUCCAUCAGAGCAACCAUGUGUUGGAAGGGAACAACGAUGACAGCGAAGAAAUUUCAUCAACAUCAUCCACCACAGCAUCGGUCUCUGCCGUAUCCCCAGAGAAUAUGACAAUAUUGCGCCAGCAUCUUGCCUUAGAUAUACUGAUAUGGAUCAUCACGAUACGCAUGAUGCGUUACCGCUAUCCAAAAAAUCCCUUCGCUAAACGUGUUAUUUCAACGGAGUUACGUAAUGUGGCCUCGCCUGAUCUCAACGCCCAACAAACUGAAUGUGUGCAACUCAUGGAAAAGCAUUUGGAGCAGGUUAUUCGACAUUGUAUAGUACUUGCAAAUCGCAGCAUCGCCCACAAAUGUGUGAAGCUAAUUUCGCUAGCCCUUGAGGGAGCUCAAAACAUGAUCGAUAAAAAUGUUUGUAAUUCGUUCGAACAAUCGCUAAAUGAUGCCAUCACUCGUUGUCUGCCGGAUAUAGUGAACGCAAAUCACGCUGCUGCCUUGCGCUGGUUUGCCUUGUUGAUUUCCGGUACUACUUUGGCGGAGAAUCAUUUAUCCUUGGCGGACCAAUGCCUGAGUCUGCUCAAGACAGUGGCUAAAGAGUUACAAAAACGUAACAAUCCCUAUACGGCAUUGCUACGGACUCGCUUUGGGUUGCAUGGCUCUCCGUUUGACUCUGAAGUGUUUGAUGCGCAGGUACUAGACGGACGGAUGGGCAUCAACGGAGGAGCAGCUUAUCCGUUCAGUUGCGGUGCGGCCACAAACGGGCUUGGCAUAAAUGGUAGUGGUAACACCGGCAGUGCUUGCCCCGUCGGUGGUGGUUGUACUGCUAACGGAAAGGGUUCAGCAGGAGGUUCAAGCGGCACGAUUGGCUCAUCUAAUCUGACUACGGGGCCUUUGUCGAUCGAUUUGAGGCUCAUGUGUUUUGCUGAUGGUGCCGAUCUGAAGUGUUUGUCGGACCAACUUCGCAGCCGGAGUAUCGGAUCUCACUUCAUGGGCUUGCUAGAUGUGGAACCAUUACACUAUUUCUGCAGUGGCACGUCCGAUGCCACACGUUUGGAAAAUAUUGAUUCAAACGGAAAUGCUACCGCUAGUAGUAGCAGUGCUUAUGUGAAUGGAUUUGCCGAAGCAGUUGCUGCAAGCGCGGUUAGUAAUGGUAUCCCAUUAGACCCUGUAUCUACUGCCAACAUGUGGAUGGAUGAGUAUUUGUCUGAAAAGUACGGGAGCUCUAAUACGUAUGCCAGUGUGGUCAAGGAUGUUCUGAACGCGCAUGGAGUGCAUGACACCGUAAUCGUAUCAUAUGCAGAACCCGAUCAACAGCAAGCCAACAACAGUAGCAACCAUGUUAGCAUCACAAAUGUAGGAAACAUUUCCAAAAAGCUAAUGGCACAUUCGAAACAACACUUGGAUGUAGAUAAGGAAAAUCUUAGCGAUGGUAUGAUGAACAAUAUGAAAAAUGUACUCGUCGACAAAAUUUUCUUUUCGGCUUUGCAAAAGCACAAAUUGAAAUCAGCCGGUAUUUCCUCAACGGAGACAGUAAGCUUUCCGACCUAUCUGCAGUCCCCACCGCAUAUUAAACCCAGCCCGUUAGUCGUUGUAAAAGUGACUAAAAAGCCCUCUGAUCCCAAGCAAAGUGCACUGAUUAUAACUGAUAAUUCCAAGUUGGAUUCCGCUGAGUUAGAAAUCCAAAGUCCAAUGCAGGACCAUGAGUCGCGCUCUUCGAAAGUGGUAUCUUUUGCUACGGCUGAUGCUGAUGUUGGUAGUAUACCCGAAGAAGCGCAUGGUGCUCUGUUGGAAAAUGCUAAGCUUCAAUCUUUUGAAGAAAAAAUUAUCGAAGCAGAAAACGCCUUCGAUUCUUCAGGUGGGCUUCCAUGGCACAAAUUGUUAAGCAGUCCUCCGAAACAGACGAUCGUUGUUGACCGAAUGCACUCGUCUGCUAUUCGUUACGUGACACUUGAUUUCGGUGCGCCCAUCAUGCUUACGGACGCAAUCAUUCCAGCCCAUCCAGAUCUUGCGUCCCUGUCGAUCGAUGUGUGGUGCGUCGAUGAAGAAGCCGAUAGUGUGAGAAUUGUCGUGUCACAGGAUAUACACUCUCGCACGCUUGUGCUGAGCGAUCUGCAACCACCGCCAAUUUGUCGUUUUCUCAAAAUUACAAUUACCGGACGAUACGGCAUGACGGCAACAAGAUGUCGCAUACCGAUGGGAUCUUUCUAUGGCCAUCAUAUUAUUUUGGACCGUGAAGCCUACGCAGAUCCUAUGAUGAAGUUUUUUAGGAAGAGGAAAACGAAUGUAUUAACACAGAUCAAAAUUUUGAAAGCUCUGUACGACGACGUGCAUUGUCGAUAUUGUUUGGCCAGCAGCAAGUUGACGGAUCUUCUUGUUCCUUAUUUCAACAGUAAUGCAUCUAAUAUUGCACACAUGCAAGCAUUUUUAAAUCGCAUGAAAGAUGGACCGUUUACAGCUGGGUUUGGCGCGGAUUCUUGUGGAAGUUCAGGUAGUUGUAAUUUAUCUGGUGGAGUAAAUGCAUCGAUAGAAAGCGCCAAGGUGACGGCUGCAUAUGAGGAAUGUAUUGGUUUCCAACAUCAAUUAAACGUAAUUCGACGCGUGAUCGAUCGCAUAAGACCGUCCAUCGAGCUGAACCAUCCAUUGGUGGCUCAACUGAUGCUUCCAACACAGCCCGCACCAGUGCAAUCUAUCACGGAUCUAAGUUCGAUUUAUACCGACAAACUUCGUAUUAUGAGUGAAUGUCUGAUCGAGGUAGUGCUACAGCUUAUCACGGUGUAUGGUAGUAUGCCUGCUUUAGGAAUCAUCGAACAACAGCAACACAUCAACCAGGAAAUGUGCAACCUACUAUUUGAUACGAUGGUCAUCGCUGGAGAGACACACACUCAGCUAGCGACAUGUUCGUUGCUUGUUCGAAUGUGUUGUUUCGAGCCAUGGUGGGGUGAUUUUCUAUCAGAAAAAUUUUUGACUCUUUUCUCAUCACAAAAUGAGCGCAUCUUUCCACAGGAUCGCGUGUUCCUAUUACUCACGUAUUUGGGGCGUAGAAGCAUCGCCAUAGGUCGGAACCAAACCACCGUCAUUGAUUCGAUUUUGCGGAGUUUGGCAACACUGCUAGCACCGUUAGCAUCCGGCAAUACUUCGGGUAUGAGCAUAUGGUGCACUACGGAUCUCAACUUGCUCGGCUGGAUAUUACUUUUUUUGUCAGUAUGUUUGGAUGAUGGAACAGAGGGGAGAAAAGAUCAAGCCAACUUACGGUGGGAUUUUAUGUCCGGUGAAACGGACAUGGUUAAAGCGCGAAUGAAUAUCAAUAACAGCGGUUUGCGCUCAUUAACUCGUUCUUUCAAAAAGCGGUUAAUUCAAACCAAGCAAUACACAUCGCUGUCUGGAGCCAACUCCAAAAUAGAAAUGGCGCUGAAACAGCAAGAAAACCAAUUGAAAAAGUUAACCUUCAACAUAAAACAAAGCUUCGGCGACUACUUCAAUGAGAUAAACAAUAAAAUGAAGGUGAUUGAAGAAACAAUUAUUACUCCAUUCCACAAAGGCGAGAUACCAACCGACGCUGGUGAUAGCGCGAUAUCGUCUGCGUCAAACGGAGCUCCGACUACCUCAGCUGCCGCAAAUAACAGCACGGUUUCUGGCUCAAAGAGUGGCGGAAAGUUUAUUGUCCUUCCAAAUGAGCUAACGAUAAAAGAAGCAUGCAAUGAACCGACCAGUAGUGCUCCUACCACAACCACGUCAGCUGCUACCGAUGCUGUUACCGGUGACGGUGAAACACCUUUCGAUAGAGGAUUAAAAUCUAUAAAAAUUGGAAAAAUCAUCGUUGUAAUUCGUGGUCUUGUUGGGUUGUUGCUGAGUAUGGAUUUUACCUGCAACAUGGAUCUUUUUUUGAUCACAUGCAAAAUUAUCGCUCGUUUAGUGUUAGCCUGUCGACCGGCGCUACAGCUUUCAAAGAUCAUCACGACGCAGCAGCUGCUACAGUUGGUGCGGAUUGCUGUAUGGGAAAAUCAGCAACAACCUUGGGCAGUGCAUGCAAUUACUUGCCUGCUACAGGACGUGCUUGAGGCAGACAAGAGCUUUAAAGACGAUGAAAAUGAUUCUUCUGAAUCAUCCAACGACGAGGGAAAUACAAGCGUAUCAGCUGCAGCCAGCUCGCAGGCAUCAAGCUCCGCUCAGAAUGCGAUGCGUCCACCGGUUGAAGUGCCGUACAAGCAACAACAUCCGUUACAAAAUACACAUCACGUAACGUGCGAUCUCAGCUACGCCGACGUAGCUAAAAAUCAGCUGCCAUCAGUUGUGGAAUGCGACGAUCCGGAGAUGGAGGAAAUAUUAAUCAUCGAUGGUAUACUCUCGGCACGAGAAAAGCGUUUCAUGAAGCGUGAUAUAGGAGCAUUUGCUUCUUUUGCUAGCAAAUGUAGCAUUACGAACAAAACUGUUUCUACGGCCAUGGAUGCUCGAUUAGAAAUGGGAUUGGAUACGAAUGUAGAGAUUGUGCUUCGGCGGUUGACUACCCGUUCGGCCUUUAAUCUCGUUACCAGCUUACCUCAUGUUGCAAUGAUGACUGAGCUUGUCGGCAUAAUUUCUUCGGCACAACCUAUAGAACCGUUGACACCGUGGCCAGAGAACAUAAUUGAAGCUUGGUCCGGGCCGGAAUAUCUUCAAGGCACAGAGACAAACAACAUGCUUACGGAAGUAUUUGACAACAUUCUGUCCGAUCUGCAUCAGAUUGACUCUUGGUUGAACCUCGAGAAAAUUCUACAGCUUUGGUUAACGCUUAACGGGGAAACACUUGAAAACAUCCCUGGUAGCUCUUCGACAGGACUCAACCCUUACUCGUUUCCUAGGAUACCUUUUGGAGAUCGUGCGGUGCGUGGUUUGUUGAAGGCACUGGCCACGCAUCCGAACAUCAAGCUACGAGCUUGGUGUCUUGGUUUUCAUUGUUUAAUUUUAGCUUGCAAACCUCACUUUGAAGCUGAUUGUCUCGAGUCAAUGUCUACCAGUAGUGAUACUCAUUUUCGUCGGAUGGGAAAUCUGAUUGUGAAUGAUGAAAAUUUUGAAAAAAUGCUUUUGCGAUUCUUCUCCGGUGCAGAUCAAUCGAUGAUUUCUCUGGAGGGUAGCUGCAGUCGUUAUGCCGGUCCGACGGUGUGCAAACUUGUCGUAGAGCUAUUCAUUUGGUUGGAAAUGCGUUGCAAUGUAAGGGACAAGUUGAAGCAAACGUUGCUUAAAGUAACGCUGCAUUUGGUACAAUUUGGCGGAGCAAUCUCGAACCAGCAAGGUCCCAUCGACGCUCAGAGUCAAAUGAUAAAGGAGUUGCUAAAUUUCCCUUAUGACAAGAACGAUCUAGGCAUCGCGAUGAGCAUUAUUGAAUGUGUCUCCCAUUUAGUGUACAACAAUGUAGUAAACGUUGAAAAAAUGUACUGUCAAAAAACUGUAGACUCCGGAAACUCUGGUGCAAUGCUAGGGGGUAAUAUGCGAUUCAGUAGUCUGUUCGCUACAGUUUUCAACGCUGAAUCAAACCGAUCAUGUAAAUCUGCAACCGAUAGCUCGCUGCUUGUGGAUUUGUUAAAGCUGGCAUCAAUUCUAGUAAACACGAAGAACCCACACACUACCGCUAAUGAUACUGGUGUAGCUGACGAAACGCAUCUCGGUGCAACUGGGACAGGAAUAAUCGGACAAGAUAAUUUAAACACCUCCAGCGAAAGUCAAACGGAUGAAAUUAAGGCUGAACAGCAACAUACCGGUAGCAGUGGUGUUAGUAAUCCCAACAGCUCUACGAACUGCACAGGCAAUAACAAUAUUGGCCCCAUUACUGGCAAUGGAGAUAGCCGGCCAAAGGUGCCGUGUUUCGCCGACACCGUGUUGCAGCACACCCCUACGAUGAAUCGAUUACUGAGUGCGCUCUCGCAUUGUAACCAUUCGUCGCUGACAAUGCUUGUUGCCUCGACGGUUAAUUAUGGCAAUGGAGGCGGAGAUAGUUGCGGAAGUAGUAGCAAGGGCGCACGGAACACAUACCCAGAGCUCUGUACGGUGGCAGAUGCGGUAUUCCAACUGUUGCUAUAUCUUAGCCGCACCGCUUCUCAAAAUGAACUUGUUGUAAGACCACUAUUUGAAUACAUCAACAAUGCGUCCAGCGUGAGGCACGCAAUGCCGAAACUCCACCUUUCGGAGCCAUUUUUGUGGUUCAUUCUGAAGGUGCUCGGAACGCCAGCAGCCGUGGGAAUCUUUGUAGAUCUUGGGGGAGUGCAGGUACUAUGCGAGAGUUUGGUUCGCAGUAAUCGGGCAAUAAUCAGCACACAGCCUAGUCUUGUUUCAAUGAUUAUGCAACGGUUAUCGAAGUCAUCAAUCAACGUGCUCAAUGCGAGUAAUGCUAACAAUAGCAGUGGUAUGGCAAGUGGAAACGGCGGCGGAAGCUCUUCCAAAAAAAAUUCUCCUAUCGUAGCGACGCCACGCAAUGAAGAAGGACUUAUCAAUUUUGCUCCUUACUGUACAAUCACAUCGGAUAAUCAGUCAGUGCAGGCGGCCGAUGCGUUGAUACAAGCGCCAGUAUCUUCACAUCGGCGAGCCAGGAAUCCGGCCUGGAGCUAUCUCUUCUACCCGAACGAAUCCAACAUUGAUUUGACCGUAACGCUACCCACUGCGGUAUUACUGAAGGAGGUACAAUUGCAACCGCAUCUGGCAACACUUGCUACUUGUCCUUCGGCAGUGGCGAUCGAAGUAACACGUGAUAGCAUUCUUGGUCCGAUUCCCAUCACCCAGCCUAUCUCCACUGUGGGCAUGACCUGCAUACGGUUACGUUUUGCUCAACCCGAAAUUGCAACAAGCGUUAUAAUACGACUGUACCGACCGCGUGAUUCAAUGAACAUUGGUCUCACUCAGAUCUCCAUUUUGGGAACGACCACCUUCGGUGAAAUUCCGCUAGCCGGUCCAACGGGUGCUAGUUUAAGCAACAGUUCGCUGCAAGGAUGGAACAGUAUGGCCGCCCUUGCCGGUGGCAGUAGUUCAAGUGCUAAUCUGAAACCUUCCAAUGAUUUGUACAACAUCAGCUAUAGAAAAGCCUUUGGCACUAUGGGAGAGUCAGACGCAGGAGUCGGAUUAGCAGGAAAUGAAGAUGAUCGAAUGGCAGUAGCAGCCCGUACCAGCCUGGGUUGGCUACGUAUUUUGACGCAGUGCUUCAGUGUGACCAUCUACUACGCAGAUCAGCAGCUUUCCGAUCGUGUAAUCGCCUCAGCAAAUGAAGUAAAUGGUUUCAUGGAAGCAUGUUGCGCAUUGUUGAACAUAGUUCCAAAUAGCCCUAGCGAUACGCUGCAAAAUCUGGAAACAGUUUUACUGAAGCUAGGACUGCACAGCAGAGAAAUGGGAUUGCGUUUGAUAAACAAUCUUCUACGUCAAAGUAUACCCCAAACGUUCCAACUUACAAACGAUUCCAUAUCUGAUCUUUUGUAUCAGCUUUGUACCAUGCAAAAUGAGUAUACACAAGAUCGGCUUGCGGCCAUGCUUGACUGGGUGCUGACGUUGCACGAACGGUACAUGGAGCAAAAUGUAACAGGAGGCUCCAAUGGGGGCGCUCACCGGUUUGCUCUACAGUCGACCAAUCCGUACAGUGGUUUCGUCCGGUGCCUGGCUGCGAUACUCUGGCAAGCGUUCGUGACCGAUCUCAUCCCAGAUUUGCUAGAAAUGGUGUCUCGGGAACUGUUUGACGUUCUCUUCUGUUGGGUACAAGAGCUUGAGCAACACGAGGGUGCCAACGGACCACUGAAAAAAGCUCUCGACACAUUGCUCUGCUCAGUUUGUUGCAUUCGACCAGAAUUUUUCACAAUGCUUCUGCGGCGAAUGGGAGUUCUUGUGCCUAAUCUUUCAACUGAUCUGACAGCUUCGAUUUCGGAUGAUCGCAAAGACGGUGAGCGCGCAACCGAUGAUAGCAAGCAAGAGGAGUCCGACACGACGGAAUGGUACAGCCAUCUGGUGCUGCAGGACAUUUCGUCUAUCGAUUUAUCUCGAUGCCAGCUUGCAACGAUUGCCAUGGCCUGUCAAUCACCUUUGGCUAUACAGCAGCUGAUCGAUUCCGGCCUGCCGAAACUGUUGAAUUCUGUUAUUCUGGAAUUCUGCCGACGAGCUGCAGACUGUAUUGAGCGCGGUCGACAGGGGGCGACAAAUGUCGGCGGUCAAUCAACGGCUCCUACCAGCGGAACGGACGGAUGUUUGACAGACGCCGAUAAAUGGGGAGGUUUCGAUUCUUCAGUUGCAUCGGAGAGCAAAGGAGCUCGAACAUUCCCGAUGGUAAAUAUUCCAAAAGUUACAGAAAUCCUUGCCUUCUUCACGGAAAUGUGCUCUGAGGGUCACAUGCGCGAUUGGUUGGGAAGCUUCGAAGGUGCUAUUUUCUGGGAGCCUCUACUGCUGUUGCUUUGCAACAGCCAGCUUGCAAACGUGACGCGUGAAAUUACUACCCAGUCCUGCCUCGAGCUGGAAGAAUGCUUUAUAAAGUUCCUAUCACGCGUAACGACUUGCCACCCUAAAAAUCAGGAAGUGUUAACCGUAAAUCUUAUUUCUGUAAUAAGAAAGUCUGAUCCCUGCGAAGAAGCGAUGCAUAGUGCGGCAUCAUUCCCAACGUCGUCGGGAAGCAGUGCCACCGGUGCGGCUAAUAUUGGAAGUCUUGCGCGGAAUUGCAUCUCUGGAUUCACACGUCGAUUGGUUUUGCAAAUUUUGCUGGAAAGUGAAAAGAUAAUCGUUGCUGUACGUAGCGACUUGCCGCUGCUUCAUAGCAAAGACACAAACGGAAGCGGAACAGCCAGCGGAUUAUACAAUUCCGUUGCUAACCAUCCUUCAAAAAGAUCGAACGCCCAUCUGAUGCUGUUCCAGUUGAGCACAAAUGCUAAAUGCCAGGACAUAUUGGAUCAGUGUGCGUCUGCCGUAUAUCAACCAAUGCUGCCAUCGGUAGUACCUUCAUCAACGACAAUCGGUAAUUCGCAACCGCUUGUUACUACUGCUGCUGCAGCUGCUGUCAACACAUCAAGCGGAUCUUCCUCAGCGACCGGUGUGGGGAACGACGUAUCGAUGUUACCGAAUGUCGGAGGCAAUGGUGGAAUAAUGGCUUCCUCUGGUGGAGCAUCAGCCAGUACGCAAACCUGUCGUGAGAGCGAAUUGUGGGAGUUGGGUAUGGGACUCGAAUUUCUCAGUGUAGCGGCUGGAGUAACGGCCAAGGAUAAACGUUUGAAAGAGGCGAGAAAUCAAGCUACCACAAUGAGAAGGAAGGAUUUACUUUCGAUGCUCAAAAUUAAAAUGGACGAUCCGAAGCUUUCUGUUCCGGAUGGGAUGUUUCUCACGCACUCGGCUGUGCCUGAAGUUGUCAUAACAAGCGACACAACAAUAUCGCAACUACUAACGAUGUUAAAAUCGGCAGGAAUAUCGUUAUCGAUACCGUGUAUCAAUCUGAAUCUGAUUGAUGCAAAAAACAAAACAGUGAACGAUACGUCGACUACGUGUGGUGAAUCGUCCUCCAUGUCUACGUCGUCGAGCGCUGGUUCUUCUGCAUACAUGCGUGCCACCGAGUUUUUGCCUCUACCGUCACCUUUGCAAAUAUUUUCUAGUCGCGGGGGACUAUCACUUCUUGCACACUAUUUACCGACCGUCUACCCGGAGAUGCCCAAGAGCGGCAUGUACUACAUGGAUAAAGAUCGCAGUCCCUCUGGUGGUGGAGGAGGAACGGUGGGAGGAGGUGGUGGAAACGAAUGGGUAAAGCUGGAGCAGAUGGACGAAAUCUACGAAGACCUGGACGAUAUUGUUCCAGAAUCGUCACCAAAAGCACAAUCCAUCUCGGCAGUUCCUCAACACUCGCUAGCUGCGUUUUCUUUGUUCUUGAAACUUCCGGCAUACUCAGAAGUCCUAUUAAAUGACACCGUUCGGGCGCAAUGUCUAUUGCGACUGAUAUUGGGAGUUACGAGCGACGGAGAGGGUAAUGAAAUUUACAGUCUUGCCUUGUCCAACACCUUGCCUACGUUACCCUUUGAGGUGUUUCGUCAACUGCUAGAAUCAUCUCCGCUCACCACUGACGAUGGUGUGCUGCUCCGGCGCAUGGUCAUAGAAGUAGGAGCUAUACAUUUGGUGUUGAAUUGUCUGAGCAUUUUUACUCACCAAAACAAUAACGGUGCAACAAGAUCUGGAGGUUCUGCGGCUGGCGGAGCUACUAGUGGUAGCGGUCCAACAAACAACGUGAGUGCUCCCUCAUCUUUGUUGUAGGUUUUUGAAUCCCUGUACCAAGGGCUUGGUGCCAGUGGUAGCACAAAUAAAUCUUCGUCCACCAACACUGGUAAUUCAGCAGCAAACAAUGCAGAAGAUCAGCUGAAUGCUGAUGAUAAGGGUCAUAUGUAUUGGGCGAAGGGCACGGGCUUCGGUACCGGCUCGACACAGCAGUCUUGGAACGUUGAACAAGCACUCAUGCGACAAAAAAGUGAGGAAGAGCAUGUGACGGUGUUGCUACAGGUACUAUCGAGCUACAUUAAUCCCGGCUGCAAUAGUUGCGUAAUCAGUUCUGCGAUGGAAGAGCUAAAUAACUACAAGGAUUCGUUCGAAUCUGUGGGUGAACUACCACCAAUUUUCCUUGAUCUCAUACAGCAAAGUUGUCUCAUUCCCGCUUUAAGCUCCUAUUUGCGCAAUGAUUCAGUAUUGGAUAUUACGCGGCACAUUCCAUUGUACCGUGCUAUUUUGCAGUUAUUGCGUGCAAUUUCCAUGUCUAAUCAGCUAGCCAUGCUACUCGUCAAUAAAAACUCCAACGAAGGCAAAUUGUCUAUUGCUGGGCUGCUGACAAAUAUGAAGGGAUGUGUAGAUACUUAUGCAAGCCGGUUAAAGGUAAACAAGAAGUCCAAUCUGAAAGGACAAACACAAAAAAUUAUCGUCAGCUUAGACGAUGGCGACGACGAGGGAUUGGCAUUGAUGAUGCACGACAUUCAAUUGACUUCACUGUUAGUGCAAAAUGCCACUAAUAUGGACAUUACCAACUCAGCUGAGGAAGAAGAAAAACAGUUGAUUGCACGACCAAUAGCAAAGUCAAUAGAGGAACGAUACAUGGAGAUAAUGAAGACUUUGCAAUUUGAUACCUUCGAAAUGAUUGUGGAAGCGGAGAAUGGAUACCGUUUUACGAUUUCGCAUCACUUCGAAACCAACGUGCGAAUGGCAGGAGACCGCGGACAUCCGGGUCGAGUGAAACGUUUGGCUCAGGAAACAGUAACCCUUUCAACUAGCCUUCCCUUGUCGUACAGCAGCUCAGUGUUUGUUCGUUGUGAUACGGAUCGGCUGGACAUAAUGAAAGUGCUCAUCACCGGCCCUGCAGAAACACCAUACGCGAAUGGUUGCUUUGAAUUUGACGUCUAUUUCCCGCCGGAUUAUCCUAACUCACCGAUGAUGAUUAACCUCGAAACGACGGGACGUAACACUGUUCGCUUCAAUCCGAAUUUGUACAACGACGGUAAGGUUUGUUUAUCGGUACUCAACACCUGGCAUGGUCGACCGGAAGAAAAAUGGAACGCUCACACAUCCAGUUUUCUGCAAGUGCUUGUAUCGAUCCAAAGCCUUAUUCUCGUGCCUGAGCCGUACUUCAACGAGCCUGGCUUCGAGCGCAGUCGGGGUACGCCUACCGGAACCCAUAGUUCUCGGGAGUACAAUAGUAAUAUCUAUCAGGCCUGUGUGCGAUAUGCGAUGCUGGAACAACUACGCCAUCCGUGCCCGUGCUUCCAGGACGUUAUACAUGCCCAUUUCUGGCUCAAACGUAACGAAAUCUGCAGUCAGAUAGAGGAUUGGAUUGCUGAGCUAAGCUACCCGUCGCAGCAUGAGCGAGCUGGACGUACGAUUUCGUUCAAUGCUAUGGUUUUGCGUCGUCAGUACCGCCAGUUGCGUGACGAACUUGCUAAACUUGCACCACCGGCUGGCCUGGAAGAAACGGACUAUCCGUUUAAUCCGGGCAAUAACAUUACACCUACGACACCUUCCACCACAACGAGUGCCUCGUCGUCUACCGUGGCAUCUGGUACAACGUUCACGACCUGUCCGUUGGGUUCGUCAGUGCAUUCUUCCUCUUUAACAUUGUCUUCCUCAUCUUCGUCCUCAACGUCCUCAUCUUCCUCGUCAUCUUCAUCGUCGUCCUCGUCAUCCUCGUCAUCCUCUUCAACGUCCACCUCUUGUUCGUCUUCGAAUUCGUCCGUGCACAGUCAACAAGUUGCCACCGGUUCGACGGACGCUGUCGUUCCAGCUAGUGAGGACGGAUCUAGUGCCACCGAUACCAAAAUGCUCGAACCGCACAGCAUACAAAACGACGCUACUGUGGAGGCACAACGGGGAAGUCAUGAGACUGACGGUGGUGGUGAUGGAAUCAUGAUGAUGGAGAUGACGGAGACCGGCGUGAUGAGUGAUCCUGUCGAGGAACAGGGUAGCGAGACAAGUACCCAGUCCGUGAGUGUUACUGGAGCAUUAGCGGGAGAUUGCAGUGAAUCAUCGACUAGUGGUAGUAGCAGCGUGACUGGUGUUUCGACAGGCUCUGGUGACAACAGCACUUGUAGCGAAUCGACUGCAGUCACUGGUGGCCUCUCGGACGAGAUGGUGGAAUCCACCCAGCUGCCAACAACGGCGGACGACAUUAGCAGCAUCAAUAGUAUCGAGAAACCAAUUGGCGGUAGCGUUCAUGAAUCCCUAGAAGACGAGGGAGAUUUAUCGAUGGAAGAGUCGGCACUGUCUACUGCUUAGUGUAUCAACAACGGGACACUGCACUGAUGAAAAAUCUUACAACCAAACCUACAUUAAAGUGAAAUGCGGAAAAGCAAAAAAAAAACGUGAAUAAUUGUGUGUUGCAAGCAAACAAUCGUCGGCUGGAUCAGACCGUGGCAGACGACGUGAAUGACGAUGUGAUAUAAUUAGAUUUGAGCUUGUUGCCAUUAAGGGCCAACUGAAGAAAGAUGGAUAGCGCGCGAAAAUGGAUCAACACGAUAAGUUUCAAUUUGGAAUGAUUGCAUAGCUACGGCGAAAUUGAUCAAUAAGAGAAUGGCUAAAAUCAAUACAAAAACGACUGUUUGCAUGUGUAGAGAAAAGGCCACUCUUUUAAGAAAGCCAUAAGAAAGUAGUAAGGCAUACUGGCUGAUAAUAAUUUUUUUUAGAAACAUUAUUGAUGAUCGCUUAAGUACCAUUUAUUUAUAUUUGUUUUAUUUUGAACAUGAUUGGUUUCAUAUUUAUGACUCUAUUUUGAUUUUUUUUCUUUGCCCAUUUCAACGAUACAGCAUAACCUGAUCAAAUAUGCAUGAUUAUUGAUUUUCUCUUGAGUUAGGAACACGCUAGAUUUGGUUUUUGAUUUAUUAUGUUUACUUCUUUUUAUUUUGUUUUGUGCAUGCACGAAACAUUAAAAACCAUCAUGUACAAUAUGCACCUGGUAUUCCUGCCGUUUUUGUGAGCAAGCAUUGAAGUACGAAACGUUACAAAAAGGUUCUCUGAUAUCGGACUCAUCAACCCAGUCGUUACACUAGACAGCAAAAAACGAAAGGAUCAUCAGGAUGAUCAGGGAAAUUUCGCACGGGAAUAAGACUUGAAUCUAUCGUCUAUCAAUCAUUUUAGAUAUCAACCUUACCAUGCAUUUCUGCGAAGCACAUUGCGUCCUAAUGGAGGGUAUAGGUAUUUCAUGUUUGAGCGCAAGUGGUUCAUAAAACCACAUCCUUUCUCACCUUCGGGAACGCAAAUAAGAUGCAUGGUAUAAGUGCAUAAUAUAAGAUAUAAUUAAAGAUAAUAAGAAAGCAACAACAGACACACACAAAAAGUAAUAAAUGUAAUAAAAGAAAUCAAUUGGAUUUUUUUCUUGUUA